This is a messenger RNA of Serpula lacrymans var. lacrymans S7.9, 2640 nucleotides long. RefSeq lists its product as uncharacterized. Gene Ontology annotation, biological process: intracellular signal transduction. The transcript has 5 exons. The record is from RefSeq and is a predicted model, not a curated record. Lineage: Eukaryota; Fungi; Basidiomycota; Agaricomycetes; Boletales; Serpulaceae. Bases 164 to 2119 code for a protein of 651 amino acids.
ACCCACGCUACCGUCCGUCUUCUUACGCCCUGCCUCUCCUCCAUCAACAUCAGUCUCUCCUCGUUUCUUGCCCUUUCCCGCCUUAUUUUCUUGUCAUCCCGCCGUUUUUAAUCCUGUAUUUCUUCCUCUCCUGCACCUCCAUUUCCCUCUCCUUUCCACAACAAUGCCUGCUGCUGAUCAGCAAGAAAUGGUGCCCAGCACAUCGCAUAUGAUGAAGACCACAAAACGCGGCAGGCCUUUUCUAAAGGACACUCUCGACCUCUUCGCAACUCUCAUCGUAUCUUUGCAACUCACAACGCACAAGCAAUAUUUCCGUACUUUCCCCAAUUCCUUCUCAACCGAUGAGGCAGCUCAGAACUUGGCAUCCCUCAAGUUUUCCCAGUCGAACAGAGGGCCGGAUCCCAGAGAUAAAACACGAAUUGUGACGACAACCACCACCACGACUUUCUCCAUGACCCGUGACAUGGCAAAGGCUAUGUGCCAGCAUUUUAUGGAUGCACGUCUCAUCGAAAACGCCGCCGAUCCCCAAUCAAACCUCUUCAAGGAUCGUGGCACAUACGUCCUUACUCCAAAGGGUCUACAUGUCCUUGAACGUUUCAUCACAAAGAACGGAAUCAACUCUGAUCAUCUCCAACCUGUCUUCGUUUCACAACCCAUCUGUAUCAAAUUGCUUCACCUAGAGCGACGGUCUGUCGAUGAUGAAAUCAUCGUAACUCAAUCCGUUAUUACAGCUCUCUUCCGCCGUUUUGUUGGUCGUCAGCCAAAUUACCCAUCAUCUUCGUCAACGCCAUUGGAUACUUUCCAAGAGUAUCACGAACGAUCAAAGGGUGUUCCAUUGAUGGACGUGCAGGAACGUGCGCAGCCCCUUCUGGGGAAGACCGCGGUAACUACUCACAAGUACAGUUUCGCUGCUGUGACUGCUCUGGAAUGGCUCUGCGAUUUCACAUCCGUGGUGGGUCGGGAGGAGGGAGCGGAGAUGGCCGCCCAAUUCGUUCGAUUUGGCCUCAUCACACUGGUCAGUGACAAGAGGAAGAAUAACGAUUCGGCCAUCAUUUUCACGGUUCGUGGAUCCGCACCCGGCGGAAAUUCACCAGUUAGCCAACACGGAGAGUUCCGAUGCACAGCGAAAGCUAUCUAUAGAAUUACCGAUGAAGGCAAACGAGUUGCUCAGUGGGACGGCAAUAGGCCUCGCGAUUCACCGCAAAGUUCAUCGGUGAACCUACAUGCUGAGCGUUCGUCUUUGGAGAACAGCACCGCUGAAGGCUCUGCUCCUUCGACAAGUGGCGAUGCUGCUACCAAUGCUGCGGUAUCAAAGGACGCCAAAAUUCAUCGCCGUAUAUCUAUGGCUGAGAAGCUUAAUGCCAGUUAUGAGGCUGCAGAAAGAAAGGGUACCAAGGAGAGCAAUACCGAUCGUCUCAAUAGCAUUCUAGAAGAGGCACACCUCCGUUCUUUGUUCCGGGAGUUCUUGAAAUCCAACUUCUGCGAGGAGAAUCUGUCGUUUUGGUUGGACGUGGAGGAUUUUAAACGCAAAUUCAACAUAACAUCUAGCGCAAUAGCGUCUACUCCCGGUGUACGUCCAGGCAAUAAAGCAACGCCAGGACAAGCAGCUAUGGAAAGGCAUCACGAAUCAUUGAUUCAAACUGCCUUCCAGAUUUACAACAAAUAUUUGGCGCCAUCGAGUCAAUGUGAACUCAACAUCGACCACGGCCUACGAUACGACCUAGCUGGAUACUUGAACGAUGUCAUGACGGGUAUGACAGGCAAGGUUUUUGAAGGCCAGGUUGAUGCAGGACAAGCUAGCUCCUUCAAUGCCACCCAAUUGCAAAUGAUGAUUCGGCUUUACGAAAGAAUUCAGACUCAUGUUUUCCGCUUGAUGGCUACGGAUUCCGUGCCCAAGUUUAUCAAAACCCCUCAAUUCCUCGAUGCUCGAAGUUAUAUGGGAGAUGCAGACUCGAUGGACUCUGACGUCUUUUUCCUCACCAAACCCCCAGCCCCACCAGGCUUGAACCCGAGCGCAGAAGAGAGCGGAGGCGCAUAUAUGACGAUUUCGCAGCAAGCUAAGGAGAGAGAGCACCGACAACAUAAUAAGGAUACGCCAGGUUCGCCAGAAGCCUCGUGAAUGAUGGGCCUCCUUCUCUGCUCCUUUUUCCAUGAUCCUACGGACUUGCUCUCGCGAUUUUCCCUUUACGUUGGCUUGUUGAUGCAAGACACGACGCUUAAUCACACUCACAUGUUUCUUGCCUGACAUUCACCAACCUUAUGCUCAUCACUUUCUCGUUGUGUUCUUCAACUCGACAUUUCAUAUUCAACCCGGGGGGUUAUCCAUCGUUCAUACUUUUCACCGUAUUACAAUAAUAUUUUUUAUCUUUCAAGGCAUUAUCAGUAUUGUCUUUCGAGUCGGCUUCAGUUGCUUAUAUCACUAUUAAAGUUUUUGCCGACUGGUUUUUUUUCCGUUGUCUAUCCAUCGCAUUACCUACGAUUCCCCCCUCCACAACCCAUUUUACUGGCGGUGUACAAUCUUCAUACAUACAUUAUAUGUAUCGAUACCUACAGUCUUGUCACGUAGGUAAAACUAAUAAUCACUAGCUCCGUAUGUCAAGUUGUAUUUUUGUGUUUGAACUUGAUGAUGUCCGUGCCAUC